Molecule: messenger RNA, 4197 nt
Organism: Salvia splendens (bonfire salvia)
Lineage: Eukaryota; Viridiplantae; Streptophyta; Magnoliopsida; Lamiales; Lamiaceae
Product: paladin
Exons: 20
Coding region: 119-4087 (1322 amino acids)
Source: RefSeq, a predicted model, not a curated record
CACGCUUUUCACGUUGUCAACUCCGAAUGCUGACGACGCAAACAAGGGUUUCACUUUUUACUGCUCCUGCUGCUGCUGUGCUUUCUUCUCCGCACACAUUGUUUCAGUGAUCGGAUGAAUGAAUAACUUUUUAGUCGAAAUUGGGGCAUUAUUAUUCGUCAACACGACUUUUCCUCCAUCGGCGAGCUCCGGAAGAGCUGUGAAUCGAGGGUUUUUGGUUUCGUUUAGGGGAAAACGGAGGCGCUUCGCGGACAAAUUAAUGGUAAGCAUGUUGAUACCUAAGGAGCCGGAACAAGUAAUUAAGCAGAGAGAUGGAUCCGUGCUGGGGAAGAAGACUAUUCUCAAGAGCGACCAUUUUCCAGGUUGCCACAACAAGCGCUUGCUUCCUCAUAUUGACGGCGCCCCCAAUUAUCGCAAGGCGAGCUCGUUGCCUGUUCAUGGGGUAGCGAUUCCGACUAUUGAUGGCAUCCGAAAUGUUCUCACGCAUAUUAGGGCUCACAUGAACGGAGAGCAGAUUCGUGUGCUCUGGAUUAGUCUUCGCGAGGAACCGGUGAUAUACAUUAACAGUCGGCCUUUUGUUCUACGUGAUGUUGAGCAGCCCUUUUCGAAUCUUGAAUAUACGGGCAUUAACAGGGUCAGGGUAGAGCAAAUGGAAGAUCGAUUGAAAGAAGAUAUCCUCGCAGAAGCUGCUAGGUAUGGAAAUAAAAUCCUUGUAACUGAUGAACUACCAGAUGGGCAGAUGGUGGAUCAAUGGGAGCCAGUUUCACAUGAUUCUGUUAAAACACCUCUAGAGGUGUACGAGGAAUUGACAAAUCAGUUCCUUGUUGAUUAUGAACGCGUUCCUAUAACAGAUGAAAAGUCUCCUAAAGAACAGGAUUUUGAUAUUCUGGUCCAAAAGAUUUCUCAAGCGAAUGUAAGGACAGAGAUUAUAUUCAACUGCCAAAUGGGGCGUGGACGAACAACCACAGGGAUGGUUAUCGCGACACUGAUUUAUUUUAACCGCAUUGGAGCUUCAGGCAUUCCUAGAACCAAUUCUAUGGGAAGAGUUUCUGAUUUAAGUGCUAGCAUUUCAACUGAGUUACCAAAGUCAGAGGAAUCUAUCCGCAGGGGAGAAUAUGCUGUCAUUAGGAGUCUCAUUCGAGUUCUUGAGGGUGGUGUUGAAGGCAAGAGGCAGGUUGAUAAAGUCAUCGAUAAAUGUGCAUCUAUGCAGGUAGUGUUUCCGACUUUCCGGUAUUCAACUCGGGUGCUUCAUUUUCUUAAUUCUAUGUUGCUUUGCUUACAGAAUCUACGUGAAGCUAUUUCUAGUUACCGAAGUAGUAUUCUGUGUCAAGCUGAUGAAAUGAAGAAGGAAGCAUCUCUUUCCUUUUUUGUAGAGUACCUGGAAAGAUAUUAUUUCCUUAUCUGCUUUGCUGUAUAUCUUCAUACAGAAAGAGACGCUCUCUAUCCUAUAUCUCCUGCUCAAUGCAGUUUCACAGAGUGGAUGAGAGCUAGACCAGAGCUUUAUAGUAUAUUGCGCAGAUUGCUUAGGAGAGAUCCAAUGGGGGCUCUAGGUUUUGCCAAUUUGAAACCACCUCUACCGACAAAUACUGAAUCUGUUGAUGGCCGCCCAUUAGAGAUGAGCCAAGUUGCUGCCUUAAGGAAUGGAGAGGUCCUUGGAAGUCAAACAGUUCUCAAAAGUGACCAUUGUCCUGGUUGUCAACAUCCUUGUUUGCCGGAAAGACUGGAGGGUGCUCCCAAUUUUAGAGAAAUUCCAGGGUUUCCAGUUUAUGGUGUUGCCAAUCCAACUGUCGAUGGAAUCAAAUCUGUCAUUCAAAGGAUUGGUAGCUCAAGAGGCGGCCGUCCAGUACUGUGGCACAAUAUGAGAGAAGAACCUGUUGUUUACAUUAAAGGAAGACCAUUUGUACUUCGGGAAGUUGAAAGACCAUACAAAAAUAUGCUCGAGUAUUCGGGGAUUGACUGUGAAAGAGUAGAAAGAAUGGAAGCUAGGCUGAAGGAUGAUAUUUUGCGUGAAGCUGAGCGUUAUCAGGGUGCCAUAAUGGUCAUUCAUGAAACUGAUGAUGGAAAAAUAUCAGAUGCUUGGGAACACGUGGACACAAAUGCUGUUCAGACCCCAAGGGAGGUAUUUAGCUGCUUUGAAGCUGAUGGUUUCCCCAUCAAAUAUGCACGUGUUCCAAUAACAGAUGGAAAAGCUCCUAAAGGUUCUGACUUUGACACUUUGGCCAUGAAUAUUGUGUCUGCCUCCAAAGACACAGCUUUUGUUUUUAACUGCCAGAUGGGGAUUGGACGGACAACAACUGGUACUGUUAUUGCUUGUCUUCUGAAGCUCCGGAUAGACUAUGGAAGGCCUGUCAGAGUGUUAGUUGAUGACCCAUCACAGAAAGAGCUUAGUAGCCGCAGAGAUGAUGAGAGUGAAGAAUGUAUAACUUCAUCAUUAUCUUCUUCCGAAGGAGUAAGGCCUGGGGAAGACUCUUGUCAUUCAUUUGGGAUUAAUGACAUCCUAUUGUUGUGGAAGAUUACAAGAUUAUUUGAUAAUGGGGUGGAAUGCCGAGGCGCUUUAGAUGCUAUAAUAGAUAGGUGUUCAGCACUUCAGAAUAUUCGCCAAGCUGUCUUGCAGUAUAGGCAGCUGUUUAAUCAACAGCAUAUGGAGCCUCGAGAAAGACGAGUUGCAUUAAACCGUGGUGCUGAAUAUUUGGAACGAUAUUUCCGCUUAAUUGCUUUUGCAGCAUAUCUAGGAAGCAAAGCAUUUGAUGGUUUUUGUGGGCAAGGAGAGUCAAGAAUGACUUUUAAAAACUGGUUACAUCAGAGACCAGAGGUUCAAGCCAUGAAAUGGUCCAUCAGAUUAAGACCUGGACGAUUCUUUACUAUCCCUGAGGAAUUGAGAGCUCCAUAUGAUUCUCAACACGGAGAUGCUGUGAUGGAGGCAAUUGUCAAGGAUCGUAAUGGCUCAGUUUUGGGGAAGGGCUGUAUUCUUAAGAUGUAUUUCUUUCCUGGUCAAAGAACUUCUAGCCACAUACAGAUCCAUGGUGCACCAAAUGUAUACAAGGUCGAUGGAUAUCCUGUGUUUAGCAUGGCAACCCCAACAAUUGCUGGUGCAGAAGAGAUGUUAGCUUAUUUAGGCACCAAGCCCAUAGCAGAAGGAAGUUCUCAGAAAGUAGUUUUGACAGAUUUACGCGAAGAGGCUGUUGUGUACAUCAACAACACACCUUUUGUCCUUCGGGAACUCAAUAAGCCUGUUGAUACACUCAAGCACAUAGGAAUCACUGGCCCAGUGGUGGAACAGAUGGAGGCACGUUUGAAGGAAGAUAUAAUUUCUGAGAUAAAAAAAUCUGGUGGUAGGAUGCUUUUACACCGCGAAGAAUAUGAUCCUGCAUUAAAACAGGCCAGUGUUAUAGGAUACUGGGAGAAUAUUUUUGUAGAUGAUGUUAAGACUCCAGCAGAGGUAUAUGAUGCUCUAAAGCAUGAAGGGCAUAACAUGGCUUACCGGAGGAUCCCAUUAACCAGAGAAAGAGAAGCUCUACCCUCAGAUGUUGAUUCCAUCCAGUAUCGAAAGGAUGACUCUGCAGGGUCUUAUCUUUUCAUAUCACAUACAGGAUUUGGAGGGGUUGCGUAUGCAAUGGCUAUCAUUUGUAUGAGGCUUGAAGCAGAGGCAGCACUAAAAUCACAUGUCUUGCGAUCUGUUGGAAUUUCAAGCUCCACUAGUUCAGUUAAAGAACAAUUUAAUUCUGAUGAUGAAGCAAGAAAACUGGGUGAUUACAGAGACAUUUUAAGCUUGAUUAGAGUCCUUGUCCAUGGUCCUGAGAGCAAAGCAGAUGUGGACUCGGUUAUAGAUAGGUGCGCUGGUGCUGGACACUUGAGAGAUGAUAUCCUAUACUACAGCAAGGAACUUGAAAGGCUUUCAAAUGAUAGUGAUGAACAUCAGGCACACCUUGUUGAUAUGGGUAUCAAAGCUCUGAGGCGAUACUUCUUCCUGAUCGCGUUUAGAUCCUAUCUGUACAGCACGUCAGCCGGGGAGAUGAAAUUCACAACAUGGAUGGAUGCGAGGCCUGAACUGGGCCAUCUUUGUAAUAAUCUUAGAAUUGAUAAGUGAUUAUAUAGUGUAGAAAUUAUGUAUAGAGAAAGCUCUGCUUGUCUUUAAUAUACUCAUCAUAUAGUAGUAAUGAGAAGUUGAGAAAUUCACCUCAUAAAUGUUUGGUUAAA